UAUUGAAAAGUGCGAAAGAGAAGAGAACGUCGAAGAGAUGCAGCCGGCGACCGGUCCGCGUUCUCCGAACCGUUCUUCGUGCCACGAGCGCGACAGGGAGCACGAGAGGGAACGCGAGCAGGAGCGGGAUCGCGAGCGAGAACGCGGUGGAAGACAGACCCGGACGAGUCCCGAAGACGAUCGAGAAGAUCGCGAUGAGCGAGGUUCGAUCGCAAGACAGAAUCUCGGUCCGCCUGCCGCGAUCUCGGGUAAUCAAGGACUGCCGCUGUCAUUGUCGCUGGAGGACCGGGAACUAUGGACGAGAUUUCAGUGCAUUACGAAUGAGAUGAUUGUCACGAAAAACGGAAGGAGGAUGUUUCCGGUGGUGAAGGUCGUUGCACGUGGUUUGGAACCAGCGGCCAUGUACACGCUGUUGCUGGAAUUCGUGCAAGUCGAUCCACACAGGUGGAAGUACGUGAAUGGAGAAUGGGUGCCAGGUGGAAAAGCCGAAGUGGCCCCGCCGAAUCCGAUUUACAUACAUCCGGAAAGUCCGAACUUCGGAGCACAUUGGAUGAAGGAAGCGGUGUCGUUCGCCAAAGUCAAGUUAACAAACAAAUCGAACGGUAACGGACAGAUCAUGCUGAACUCGUUGCACAAAUACGAGCCGCGUGUUCACUUGGUGCGAGUGGGCGCCGAAGAACAGAGAACAGUUCUCACGUAUCGUUUCCCUGAAACGCAAUUUAUCGCGGUGACUGCCUAUCAGAACGAGGAAGUCACGAGCCUGAAGAUCAAGUACAAUCCGUUCGCAAAAGCGUUUCUCGACAGCAAAGAAAGACCCACCGAUUCGCAAACUUAUCCGCAAUACGCAGGCGCAUUGUUUCUACCACAACCUACAAUGGGAUAUGAAUACAAUACCGCAUCGGCGAUCGCCGCCGCGCAGAAUCAAGUGUCAGCUUGUGUUAGCAAUCAUUUUUCAAAUUCGUGCACCGUUACCACCUCUGGACACAGAAGUACCUGCAGAACUGCGCCCUACACCUUGAGACACAAAUACGCCCAAGAUGAACAACAUGCGGAUGCGUACACGAUGCCGCUUUUACAUUCCACCGCUUAUGUGACAGCUCCAGCUUGGUCACCGCGCAGUCCAGACUCGUUGCAGAAUCUCAAUUCCGCCUGCUUACCAUCAGCUGCAUCGCAAGAGUGGCCAUCGUCGCCCUCGGCGUCGCCGACCUCGUCAGCACACACGGUUUUCGGUAGAACAGUUGUAGGCACAGUUUCCAGCACAACUGCUGUAACUGGUUGCACUCUAUACGUGCCUUCAAACUUAUCGUCCCAAGAACAGCACGGUGGACACGGUACCGAUCCAUCUUGGAUCCAUUCCACCGCGUUAGACCAGCAACAGCAGCAGCAGCAACAAUCAUAUCUAAAUUUGAAUCUCCAUCUACAUCACCAGAUGUCUUCGGUUCCGUACAAUUCCAUUCCGCAUCACGGUUUGCAUCCGCAAAGCGGAGAUCCUGUUGCUUCGGACGCAAAUGAAUAUGUCCCGGAAUAUCAUCAUGCUUCGCAGUCCACAACUUCCGAUCAGCAUCGACAUCACCCUCAAACGCAGAUGUUACACUUGCAGACGUUACCGCAGACAGAAACUUCUUCGCCGGUUAGUGUAGAGUACGAUAGUCCACCGAAGGAACAUCCUCACAUUCAAAUGGGUUAUCCGGAGCAAACCGCGGACGCUUUAAACGAGGUUCAGCCGGAUGAUGACAGAAGAUACUUAACAACGGUUGUCGAUCGCCAUCCUCAUCACCAGCACCAUCAUCAUCACACUCACCAUCGACAGGAAACAGAGAUCGCUGGCGAACAAACUACUUGGACGCCAUUGACACCACCACCCGCACCACAAACUACCGCCAUUUGACUCGAACUUGUUGUACGGAGAAAUUUUGCAUUAUUACAAGCGAAGACAUAUCUUCGAGCUUAUGCGUCGUGAAUAAGAUUGUUGCGAUUGCUGUAACGAUGUCGAGUUUUAUAUAUAAAUAAUUCCAUCGACACUAAGAAUAUAUUUAGUGCAGUGAAUAUAAGUCAAGGGAAAAAUCGCGUGCAAAACAGAUAAAUAUAUGCAAUUCUACCACUCCGUCCUAAAUACUGUAGUAUUUCAAUUAUUUUUAAUCAAUUGCCAAAAUAUUGUUAAUAUUAUAU
Messenger RNA from Pseudomyrmex gracilis, 2169 nucleotides. RefSeq names its product brachyury protein homolog (gene byn). Gene Ontology annotation, molecular function: RNA polymerase II cis-regulatory region sequence-specific DNA binding; DNA-binding transcription factor activity, RNA polymerase II-specific. Gene Ontology annotation, cellular component: nucleus. NCBI's taxonomy places the organism in Eukaryota, Metazoa, Arthropoda, Insecta, Hymenoptera, Formicidae. Gene Ontology annotation, biological process: cell fate specification; heart morphogenesis; mesoderm formation. The coding region runs from base 38 to 1888 and encodes 616 amino acids. The record is from RefSeq and is a predicted model, not a curated record. The transcript is spliced from 6 exons.